UUUGCAGGCAUAGGGAAUAAGCAGAUGCCUAUGUAUAGCUCCAAUGACGAAGGCAGCAUGAAUGCAACAGGAACUUUUGAUUCUUGAAACUUCGGCGGAGGUGAUUGGGUGGAGCUGGCUUUCCUGGAAUUGUAGCACAGAUUUUCCUGUUGUGAUUCAAUGUCAGUUGUCUCACGUUAGUGACCCCAGCUCAGCUAAGGAUUCCUGGUCUCUCAGUAGCAGUUGCCAUCUGCACCCCUGACCUCUCAGCGAUUGCUUCUUUCCCGUUUUUUUGAAGUUUUAUCACAAUGCUUCAUCUAGGACAAGAGUGGCGAAAUCCAUCGAUAGCUGAUCAGCAUCCCUGGAUUUUGCUUACUGCACAGGAAAGCUUUGCCUGAAGAUGGAAACACUGGAGUCUGAACUGACCUGCCCUAUCUGUCUGGAGCUGUUUGAAGAUCCACUGUUGCUGCCUUGCGCUCACAGCCUGUGUUUUAACUGUGCACAUCGUAUCCUUGUCUCCCACUGUGCCAACAACGAAUCCGUAGAAUCUAUUAACGCCUUCCAGUGCCCCACCUGCCGUUAUGUCAUCACACUCAGCAAGCGUGGCUUAGAGGGGCUAAAGAGGAACGUGACUUUGCAGAACAUCAUUGACAGAUUUCAAAAAGCCUCAGUGAGCGGGCCCAAUUCUCCUAGUGAAACGCGUCGAGAACGUGCUUACGAUACCACUAACAGCAUGACAUCAAGCGAGAAAGUACUCUGCCAGUUCUGUGAUCAGGACCAGGCAAGGGAGGCUGUGAAAACGUGUGUGACCUGUGAAGUUUCAUAUUGUGAGGACUGUUUAAAAGCUACUCACCCAAACAAGAAACCAUUCACUGGUCACCGUCUAAUUGAGCCCAUCCCAGAUUCUCACAUAAGAGGGUUAAUGUGCCUGGAACAUGAGGAUGAAAAAGUUAAUAUGUACUGUGUGACAGAUGAUCAGCUAAUCUGUGCCUUGUGUAAAUUGGUUGGGAGGCAUCGAGAUCAUCAAGUGGCUGCCCUUGGUGACAGAUACGACAAACUAAAGCAAAGCCUGGAGAGCAACCUAACCAACCUCAUCAAAAGGAACACAGAAAUGGAAAUGCUGUUGUCUAAGCUCAUUCAGACCUGCCAGAAGGUGGAGGUUAAUGCAUCACGACAAGAAGCAAAAUUAAUGGAGGAGAGUGACCAACUGAUUGAAAUUAUUCAACAGAGAAGACAACUAAUUGGAACAAAAAUAAAAGAAGGAAAGGUUGUGAGGUUAAGAAAACUGGCCCAGCAGGUUGCGAACUGUAAACAGUGCAUUGAGCGCUCCACAUCCCUAAUCUCACAGGCAGAACAGUCUCUAAAGGAAAAUGAUCAUGCUCGCUUCCUUCAGUCAGCCAAGAAUAUCACAGAAAGAGUUUCAAUGGCAACAGCAUCCUCUCAAGUGCUUAUUCCUGAAAUCAACCUAAAUGACACAUUUGACACGUUUGCAUUGGAUUUUUCAAGAGAGAAGAAGAUGUUAGAAUGUCUUGAUUAUCUGACAGCACCAAAUCCCCCUAUAAUUAGAGAGGAACUCUGCACUGCUUCCUACGACACCAUUACUGUGCAUUGGACAUCUGACGAUGAGUUUAGUGUGGUUUCCUAUGAGCUACAGUAUACCAUCUUCACUGGACAAGCUAAUGUUGUUAGUUUGUGUAACUCAGCCGACAGCUGGAUGAUUGUUCCCAAUAUCAAACAGAACCAUUAUACAGUUCAUGGCCUCCAGAGUGGCACCAAGUACAUCUUCAUUGUUAAGGCCAUAAACCAGGCUGGAAGUCGCAACAGUGAACCUGGCAAGCUAAAAACCAACAGUCAACCGUUUAAAUUAGAUCCCAAGUCUGCUCACAGGAAACUUAAGGUAUCACAUGACAACCUGACUGUAGAGAGGGACGAAACCUCUUCAAAAAAGAGCCACACACCAGAGCGUUUUACAAGCCAAGGAAGUUAUGGUGUUGCUGGCAACGUGUUCCUUGACAGUGGCCGGCAUUAUUGGGAAGUGGUUAUAAGCGGAAGCACCUGGUAUGCCAUUGGCAUUGCCUACAAAUCAGCACCCAAGCAUGAGUGGAUAGGAAAGAACACGGCCUCUUGGGUGUUUUGCCGUUGUAACAACAACUGGGCUGUAAGACACAACAGUAAAGAGAUUCCUAUAGAGCCAUCACCGCAUCUCCGCCGCGUAGGGAUCUUGCUGGACUACGACAAUGGUUCAUUGUCUUUUUAUGAUGCUUUGAACUCCAUUCACCUCUACACUUUUGACAUUGCUUUUGCACAACCUGUGUGCCCAACCCUCACCGUGUGGAAUAAGUGCUUGACAAUUUUAACAGGUCUCCCCAUUCCGGAUCACUUGGACUGCCUAGAGCAGCUAGCAUAAUGCCAUUGGGAAUCCAUUGCAAUGCACAUGUCAAACUGAGUCUACAGAAUGACUGGAUCUCAAAUUUGUUUUAGAAUUGUUUAUCCCUUAAGGUGUAAUCCAAUACACAAGCAAGUGCACAAGGCAUAUUUCACAUUCACAGGUUUCCCCAGUAAAAAAAAAUAAAAAAAACUACAAGGGUUUAUGAAUUAUUUAUGAAAUGAUUUUAAUUAGUAUUGUUAUCCGUUUUGCACAUUGAAUGAUUUGUUUGUGGGUCUUUGCAGUCUAAAUACCUUGUAAUUGGGAAAUUCUGAAGGUUGAGUUUCUGGCCUACAUAGAGUUUCAUAUUGCAAAUCAUUGCUUUAGUCACAUUUUCAUUUAGCAGGGGUUGCCAAAACAAUGUUAUAUUGUGUGCAGUAUAUGUAUCUGUCAACUAUUUCUUCUCAAACUAUUUCCAGCAUAUUAAUCCAGCACCACUCCACAAAAGGGCUUUAAAAAAAGAAAAAAAACAAAACAAUCGAGUUAAAUGAAAAACUGGACAUUAGUCCAAUAUUCCAUCUCAAAAAACGUUUUCCAGGUGCAUUGCUGACAUUUGGUGCUCUGUUAAAUGAAUUUGUUGGAAUUCACCAUUAUGCUGGCACAGUCCUAUACAACUGUAUGAGGAUAAACAGCAGUUAUAACAUAGAUUCAUUUUAUAAUGGAAGUCAUACACAAAAAUGCUGUGAAAUUGCUAUAAUGCUAUAUUUUCUCAGAUUUUCCCCAUUGAUUAACUCGUCCUCCCGUUAUGCAAAAAAGAGCAUACACAACUCAUUUUCCCAAAGUACAUAGUUUGCAUUAGGCUUCUGUAUAAAUAAAGUGCAUUUUUUUAUUGUUGCAAACACCAUCUAUAAUUUGGAGCUAUGAAAGAAUCUAUGAAAGUAUAGGUAUGGGAUCUGUUAUUUGGAAACCUGUUAUCCAGAAAGCUUUGACUUAAAGGAAGUCCAUCUCCCAUAGACUCCUUUUUAAUCAAAUAAUUCACAUUUUGAAAACCAUUUUCCUUUUUCUCUGUAAUAAUAAAAUAACGUCUACUUGAUCCCAAUUAAGAUAGAAUUAAACCUUAUUGGGGCAAACCAAUCCUAUUAGGUUUAGUUCAUAUUUACAUAAUUAUUAGCAGAUUUACGGUCUGGUAUUCCAAAUUAUCCCAUAUCCGGAAAUCCCGGGUCCUGAGCAUUCUGGAUAACAGGUCCCAUUCCUGUUGCUGUUUAUAUGUCAUUCUCUGUUGCUGGGGUUGAAAGAAGACACAUGUAUGAAGGUUUUUUGCUAAAACUCUGUUUUUGUUGUAUGCAUAUCAGCAUUUCUUUUUCAUGGGCCAUGUGCAAAUCUAAAUGUUGACAUUACGCUGUUAACACCAGCUGUAGUGUGAGGUUUGGGAGUUUUUUUUUUUGCUGUGUAAUAACUGUGUAUUAUGUUUCCUUAUGGUUGGAGUAGUCUGACAGAAGAACAAACUUCUGACAGUUUACUCACUUUGUAUAUUUGCUUUAUAGCCUUGGUUUCUAUCCAAUUACCCUCUUCAACACAGACAUCCCCUUUCCUGCUAUCAUUAACACACUAUAUUGUGGUACUUUUACUGUGAGAGUAACUACACUACAAUUCACAAACACCAUCACAUAGAUUGUUAGAUUAUGUCCUUUUGACUCGCCUACUCAUACAGUAUAUUCAUCUGACCCAACCCCCACAUUUUGUUGUUGGACCUCCAGACACUAUUUGUUGUCAAAAUGCCAUAGACUUAAUGCUUUCCUUCCUUAGGUUUCCAUUAGGCAAAUAAAAAGGAGGAAUGAAAUAAUGGGUUUGGCAUCUCUUGAUAAGAACCUUAUUUAGACCUUUGCAAGACAGGAGACAGUGUAGACCAGUUUUGGUUGUUAUGAAAUGGAUAUUAUAAUAGAAUAUCUCCAUAAUUCCCUUUACCCAACACUGUUUUGUUCUUACAUUGGCCAUACACUCAUUCUGUUUCUUAGAUCAGUAUUGAACUUUAUACUCUUGUAAUUUUAAACUUCUUUGUCUUAGGAACUGACAGUUUACAACCGGGAAUGAGACAGAUUGCAACUGUAAAACGUGAUCUACAAAACACUAUAAAAUAAUUCUUAUAUUUAAUGAGCAUUUAAUCUGCUUUUGAAGUACUUUAUGUAAGCCGUGCUCGCUAUCUCUUGAUGUGAAAAUUGCCCUCAUAAAAUGGAAGGAGAAGGCAGCGGCACGUCUUAUUAAUCAAAGGCACAUGUGUGAAACAAGACAUUAUACCGUUAGGUCCAAUAUGUUUACGGGGAAAUAUUUAUGCUUAUAGCAAUAUGUUUAUUGUGUCAAUUAUAAAUCUGGGCGUUUGUUUUUUCUUUGUGAUGGAAUUUGCAAAUUCCGUAAGAGAAGGAAGCCAGGAAGAAAAGGGAUCCUUUUUUAUUAGUUUAAUAAUGGAAAUUUUUAUAGGCUUUUUUUUCUUUAAAAGGAAGAAAAGAAUACAAGCUUUCUGAAACUGGUGCCUCAGUUGUAGUAAAUCUUUUUAAGUGUCUGUUGAAAGGGCAGUUUAAUGCACUUUGUUAACAAAUAGGUUUUAGGUUAAAGGGUAACAGCUUCAGAAUUCCUAUAAGCUGACUACAGAAAUGUACUCAGAUUUGCCUUAUUUUUAAUACCACUAUAAAAGUAACCCACAAUCAGGAUUGAUUCUAUUUAUAUAGCAUACUGAUCAACUACUUUCCUAUAAUUUUGCUGUUAUUCCAAUGAAAUGUAUUCUUAACAUAGUUAAGUAAUACUCUUAAUUUUCCUCUGACCCAUUUAUUUACAUAGGUGCCUCAGUUCAGUAUUCCAUUCCAACCCUUCAACAAUUAUCUGCCAUCAAUCUAUUGUUGUUAGAAUUAUGAAAUUGUGUUGGGUUGCUGUGUCUUAACUGGACCAGUGCGUAGUUAAUGAUAGUUAAUAACGGCCUACAUCUAAGGGCCGUGACACAAGGAUUAUUAGUCCGAGCAUCUUGUAGGUUUAACAUUGUCGGCUCAGCAAAACACAUGUCUUGGCUGUUAUUGUAGUUUGUGAUAAGAGUUUCUUCCCAUCAUAAUUCCUUAGGGAAUUUCACUAAUGGACAAAGAAAUCAACAAGAGUUUGCUUGUGUGUUAAAUAGGAGCACAAACCUUUUGUGAUGUUUGGACAGAUAAAGAAUCUGCAUACAUCUACAGUAGCUCAGGCACAAAAAAUGCAUCAACACAGCCCUUCUGAAUUACCAUAUUCCGAAUGAAAAACACGAAUUUAUGUUUCGUAGUCUUAACAUAUAUGGUUGUGAGCAUUCUACUAAUUGCAGUAAAAAUCUGUAAUAAUAGAAAAUCCUGCAACUAUCUAGUCGGCCAUCAGAUCUUCCAUGCCAACCACUUGGACAAAUAAAAUAAGCAAACUUGAAAGUUUGCCUUUAUGAUGAUGAUUAUGUGUCUUUAAGCUGCAGUGGAAACUGUAUUUGGUCACAAUGUUUGCAUAGCAACAAAACUCAACACAAACGGAACCAGGAAAUUCAUACUGAGCUUUUGGAGCAAUAAAGGAAUGAUAAUAUGAACUGAAUCAGCCAGGAAUGGAAUGAAUUAAAUGAGCAGCUUGCUAAAGUGCAAACAAGUGCGUGUGGGGGAUAAAGGACUUCAAUUCCAAACUUAUUUCUGGUUUUCCAAAGAAUCUUGUGAAUUUGUUGCGGCCAGAAAUGUACCCAUUUUAAGGAAGAUUAUUGCAAUGUACAAUAAAGUUUAGUGUGCAAGGAACCUUUCUCAGUUCACUUUCUCAGCCGUUGAUUGUGUUCACCCCCCCCCCUACAAAGCACAAGCCAUUGUGACCACCCCUUUUUGCAUAAUACAAUAUUUGAAUAAUCUGUAAGAAAUUUCAGUUCUGUUUUGUUUGCAAUUUUGUAUUUUUAAAAAAAGCCUGUAUUAAAUUCAAAUUUUAUUUUAAA
This is a messenger RNA of Xenopus laevis (African clawed frog), 6311 nucleotides long. It is a transcript of the gene mid1.L, whose product is annotated as midline 1 L homeolog. The record is from RefSeq and is a predicted model, not a curated record. The transcript has 10 exons. Bases 380 to 2386 code for a protein of 668 amino acids. NCBI's taxonomy places the organism in Eukaryota, Metazoa, Chordata, Amphibia, Anura, Pipidae. Gene Ontology annotation, molecular function: protein homodimerization activity; ubiquitin protein ligase activity; microtubule binding. Gene Ontology annotation, cellular component: cytoplasm; microtubule; cytoskeleton. Gene Ontology annotation, biological process: protein localization to microtubule; positive regulation of intracellular signal transduction; regulation of microtubule cytoskeleton organization.